Manduca sexta (tobacco hornworm) is the source of this 1238-nucleotide messenger RNA. RefSeq lists its product as uncharacterized. The record is from RefSeq and is a predicted model, not a curated record. NCBI's taxonomy places the organism in Eukaryota, Metazoa, Arthropoda, Insecta, Lepidoptera, Sphingidae. The coding region runs from base 123 to 1094 and encodes 323 amino acids. The transcript is spliced from 2 exons.
GUUUGCAGUUUGUUUUAUUUCGCGCAACUGAAUGUAAUACAGCAUUUAGUUCAAUCAUUGGUUUGCAGGAGGAAAAUGUAUUAUUAAUUGCUGAAUUAACAUAGGAAACGUAAAUAAAUAAGAUGUCACCCUUCACACCUAUCAUUUUGGUCGGAGAGAAUUUGGGACUCCGACAUCGCCACCUCAACUCUGUGGUCACUGAGACGAUUCAACAAUGUGUCCCAUUUCAACAGAUACAAGAUCUUCCAGAACAAACUCCUGUAGAUAGACUCUUCAAGAUAGACCUAGCCUCCAAACUGAGAAAUGUUGACUACAUUCUGCAAAACAUCAAGGACGAAGACAUGUUGUACGUCAGCAGGGCGUUGAAAGCCAAGUGGCUCUUGGAACAACAACACCAGAGCAUCAUUAAUCCCAAGUAUUUGGAAGAAAACCUAUAUCCAUACAUGGUCACUACAGCUGUGAGUAAAUUUAAGAACUGGCUGUAUCUACAUUUAAAAGAUCCGCAAAGAUGUGAAGAUUUUUAUAAAUAUUACUCAGAAAGCAAAUUCAAUUACGCGAUAAAAUUUCUAGGCCGCUGCCACGUCGAGUUUAUAAUAUCAGAAGCGCCAAAUAUUUUAGAGAAACUCUCGCCUCACCACUUCAAAAUUUUAUGUGAGAAAUGUCCGCAAGUGGCGAAGAUAUAUUUCGAUAAUAUACUCGAUGACGAUGAACUAAAAAUAAAGUUUUUGGACCAUAAUCAGGGUUUCUAUAACAGUUUGAAAGUGGUAUUAAAGUUAGACGCUCACAUAUUUUUCGAAAUCACAGAAAAAUAUUUCGGUAAUAGGUAUAAUCGCUCCUUCACGAAAUACAUAAUGGCUCACCACAGGGACAGGGUCGACAAGAAGCCGGAGCUGUACGCGAGCAUGUUGUUAAACAUGCAAGCUCUAGCGGAGUGUUUGAGUUCAGAGGAGUCUAAGGAGUUCGUUCUUAUACUAGCUCGCGCAUCCUACCUCAGUAACCACGUGGAUUACAAGUUCGUUGAACCCUCAUUAAGAGGCUCCCUGUUAAAGAGAGAGCAGCUUUUAAGAAACUUGUUUUUGUGGAAAAAGCGGUAGGGGAACUGGUCGAGGCUUGGCCAUAUGAAAUACCGUCUUUACCGAUAAGACACAACUAUGACAACCAUAUAUUUAAAGACAGAAGUUAUCCUCACUAUGGCCGUAAAGUCAUGAAACGCAUUAUUAAAAAAAAAAAGGGGAAAU